AUGGAGUCAGGAACGAAGAAGAAGAAAACGAUGGCUUACUACACAGAAGAUCUCAUGUUAAAUAUAUUGUCGAGAUUACCACUUAAGUGCAUCACAUCUUUCGCAGUGGUUUGCAAGGAAUGGAAAUCGAUACUCGAAUCUCAAUAUCUACACGACCUUUUCAUGUCACAUCAUCAAAACUCGCAUACGUCGUGGUCACUCAUGUGCAGAGACACUCAGAAAGAAGUCGUGGCUCACUACAGGUGCGAGACUUGGGGACUUCCACGUUCUCUAGGCUCUUACAUCUCCUCUUUCCUAACCCACAAAUUCAAAUUCCAGGAGGAAAAAGUUACUGUUGAUGCAUACACUGAUGUCGGGUUGAUUCUAGUUAUUGAAGGAUUCAGACCAUCUGCACUCGCCACACGAACUGAAAAUGGUGUCGUUUCAGAUUACAAAAUUGUUCUGAUGGACAAAAAGAGCGAAGAUACCGGCACAAUAAGCUUACUCAUAUAUUCAUCUAAGGCAGGUGUCUGGCAUUUCAACACUCUCCAUACUCCUUUCGCUUUGAGGUGUGUUACUUGGUUCAAUCCUGUUAGCUUGAACGGAAACCUUUACUGGCUUGGCUGCACUUACGGGAGAGACGAUCAUGACGUUGUUGUAUCCCAUAAUUUAUAUGCUACUGGUUUGGAUUAUUACCAAUGCAGAGUUAUACAGUUCCCUGAUGUAGAAAACAAUGUGAAUUUCAGAAGAGCUUGCACAACAUCUCAAGGAUCUUUAAUGUAUAUGAACAUUAUCAAAGAAGACAAAGAUGAUGGAAGUGUAAUGAAUAAGUUAUGUGUAUGGAGAUUACAUAGCAAGGAAUGGCAAAUAGUAUCUCAAAUAUCUCCGGCUUGUAUGAAGAGGGGUUUAAAUUACUAUCCGUUGGCAAUAAACCCUUUUGAUGCUAAUAAAAUGUACUUGUGGAGUGAGCUGCAUAAAUGUUUUGUAUCUACUACUAACUUGAACAAAGGCAAGUUUGAGCGUCACAAGAACUUGGAAUGUAGCAGCGAUGGUCACGUUUUGAGCUUUGCUAGAGAAUGGAAUCCGUUUGAAGACCUCUUUGACUCAUUCUCUUCCAAGUUUGUUCUCCCACGUUCGCUGCACCGUAUCCCUUCAAGAGAAUGGUGA
Messenger RNA from Camelina sativa (false flax), 1146 nucleotides. RefSeq names its product F-box protein At3g28330. The record is from RefSeq and is a predicted model, not a curated record. Gene Ontology annotation, molecular function: protein binding. Lineage: Eukaryota; Viridiplantae; Streptophyta; Magnoliopsida; Brassicales; Brassicaceae.